AUGCACAUCACUCGCCCGAAUGAUCCCAUUAUGGUCCAUGUGGAUGAUAUAGAAGCUGCGUUUCGACGAGUGCUCUAUCAUCCCGAUAUGGCGUGUGCUUUUGCAUAUGUUUAUUCUGAUUAUCUGAUGGUUCCAGUGGGUCAAGUUUUUGGUUCUCGGAGUGCGCCUUCCUACUACUGUGUACUUGCUGAUGUCCGCCAAGCAUUGGCGGCUUGUCCACAGGAUGAGCCUAUUCUUCAUCCAAUGGUCGCUUCCUGCACCUAUGAGGUAGAUACUUCCUCUCCUCUUGUACAGGUGCCUCCAGAUUCGAACCAUCCUCCACUCACUUUGCAGGAGCAAACUGAAAUGUACAAUGCAAGCUUUGUGGAUGAUAAUGGCGUGGUGGCAUAUUUGGAAACGAUGCCGCAGGCACUCCAACACAGCGUCAGGUCAGCUUUUGGAGUCUUUGGUGACGCAGAUCGUCGAGGUGGCUGUCUUCAGGAUGCUAAGUGGACCUCUCUUGUUUCUGAGACUUUUCUUUUUCUUGGAUUCCGGAUUGACACCUAUGCUAUGACCGUUUCUUGGCCUUUUGCAAAACGGAAAGCACUGAAUGAUGAAAUCCAGGAUAUUCUUUCUCGAAAACGAAAAUAUGUGACUCCCAAAGAGAUGGCUCACAUUAUUGGUGUGAUUCGAUCGGCGGCGGCCAUUGCCCCAUGGGGAACGUUUCUUAGUUUUAAUUUACAAAAUGCGCUGACAACAGCUGCAAGAAAUGCAUAUUCUACGAAUUGUUCUUGGUGGACUCGAUCUUGGAUCUAUCUUUCGGGAGUUGCUAUUGCAACAUUGCAUCAGAUUUGGGAAACACUUACUGUUCCUGAAGGAAGUCCAUUGUGGUCGCGUCCCAUUUCCCUCUAUUUGGACCGUGAUUUUUCACACCGAGUGUUUUCGGAUGCUAGCUAUGCUGGAAUUGGUGGAUGGAGUUCUGAUUUUGGUUUCCUUUGGCGCCUUUGUCGCGAGGACCUUAUACGUGCUGGAUUUGAUAUGCGUGACAUUGAUUUGGCGUCUUCCGAACCUGUUUCGGAUGGCUCCAAUGAAGGUCUCCAUAUCAAUCCUUUGGAAUUCAUUGGUGUUCUGGUGAACCUUUGGAUUGUUUUGAAAUUUGUGAAGAAAUUGAGACCCCGUUCGGGGGGCUACAUUCUGCUUCUGUUGGCGGACAACACCACUGCAUUGGCGUGGAUGUCUCUUGCCGCUCGCACCAAAAAUCCGUUGUUACAAGGACUUGCCCGUUUGGGCGCAGCACUGCUUGUUCAUGCUGCAGCUUUACUAACCAAGGUUGUUAAGCGACACUUGCCAGGCGAUCAGAACGACGUGGCGGACGCCUUAAGUCGCCCCCCCACAAGCGCCAAUCCAGAGCAAAAUGUUCUGGACUCCGUUAUCGCGCAAUGGUCCCAGCUGGACGACUGUCGCAUUUGCCUAGUCCCCUUCGAGCUGCUUUCAACGAUUGCGUCCGUGAUUUCAUCACAAUCGACCGCGGUACGGUACGAUCAAAUAACGACCAAUCUUUUGAAUCUCGAGCUGCGCAUUUUGCCCGCUUCUGCGAGGACAUGGAAUGCUCCGAGCACUAUUUACGAGGAUUAG
Cylindrotheca closterium is the source of this 1614-nucleotide messenger RNA. The record is from the annotation of a GenBank genome assembly. Lineage: Eukaryota; Bacillariophyta; Bacillariophyceae; Bacillariales; Bacillariaceae.